UGGAAAUGUUCUCUGAUCUGAAGAAGAAGUCGGCGAAAAAAUUCCGGGCGGUACUGUUCCGUUUUCUGAAAGAGGAGAAGGUGGAGCUGGCGCUCGAUGAUUUGCCUGCCGGAUCCUCAGCAUCGCUUCCAAGCACGAAAGUGCCGUCGCCUGUGUCGGACUCCGAUACGAAUGAGGAGGUACAUGAAAACAACACUGCCGCACUGCACGCAAACACUGCCGCACUGCACAGCGGGCUUUCUAGUUCGGCAAGUCAAACGAAGAUAGCACCGUCGACGAAGUUUAACGUGUUUUCCUACUUCACGAAACCCGAACUGUGGAGCGACGCCGGUGCCGAGGAGCUUCAUGAAGUGGCACUGGUUUUGCAGGAUUUGGACCGGAAGUUGACGCAGCUUGGAAGCCCCGGAACCGUUUUCAUGGCUGGCACGACAGCACCAACCUCAAGCAAUGCGACUGCAGCGCUGUUGCACAGCAGCGCCGACGUGAGUUCUGUUGUCAACACGACAGGACCAUCAACGAGAUGCGCCGAAGGUACUGGCACAUCUAUCUGCUCUGGUCCAUCAAGUACAGACGACGUCGGAAGCACCGCACCUUUGAGGGUUCGGGUGGACCAAAUUUUCGGCGCGCUGCCGGUGGAGAAGUUCUCCCUGCCUGAUUUAGCGCAGUUGCGGAUGUUUUACCUUAACGCCGUGAAGCAGAUGCACAGGAAGAACAAAUUGCAAGCCAUGCGGCUAUUGCUACAGGCGUUGGAGUACUUGCUAGCAUACUUUUUUAGGCAGCUAGAGCUUUUUCAUUCCGAUUUUUCUCUGGCAUUUAUUUCACCUUGGCCAAACGAAAAAAUCGCGGGUGCAAGAUCGCUUUUUGCCCUAUACAAAUAAUCCUCUUGCUUCCGCAGCUUCCGCUUGAUCAAGGUCCUAUAAAUGCUCAUGCUGAUUACAGCGAGAGCGACACAUAGCCUCGAAUGACGCAUCAUCGACUUUCAGAAAUUAUGUCGUAUAACUCUCAGGCUUCACGGUGUGAACGAUAUUGGCGAGAUAUUCGAAGCUUGGACGAGCACCGUGAACUGGAAAUCUUGCACCGUGUUCCCGAUCAUGGAGCAGGCGUUAGCGUUUCUACACAAAAUCUACCCGACGAACGACUAUUCCAGUAUCAGCGCCGAGUACGACGACCUGUUCCGGGUGUUAAAUUGGCCACUGUUGCUGAAGCAUGCCGCAGUCGGGGGGACCACGAGCAAUUGCCACCUUCUUCUCAACGAACACUCGAACUUGCUGUUGAAGUUGGAUCUAGUGUCGACGUUUUGCAAGGACGCUGAGGCGAAGGCCGCUUUGAUGUUCGCGCUGGUGCGCCACUACUGUAGUUUAUUUCUCAACACCGCCGGUGGCACGCAGGAGAACACCACAGGUGUAGCGAGCGACGAGCUUGCCAACCGGAGUGCUUUGUUCUCUGGAACAACAUUUUUUGAGAACAGGUCCAGUCUCGAGUUGCUGCUCACGGCGUGGCAGCGGCUGGACUGGCAACAAAUCUCUCCGGACGUCGGGACUGCUUUGGCAGAGGAGCAGUACGCUUUCGCGGCAAGGUUCUUGCAGGAAAUCUGUGUUGUAUCAUCAUCCGCUUCCGGGACCGCUUCAUCGCUGGUCGAGUUCCUCAAGCCUCUGGACCUAAACCGCUUGGAUUUCGAGCUCCUUGUGAACGCCGACCUGGCGCCGCUGGCAGUGUUGCUGCGGCAGGACGGCGGAAGGAGGCCCCUGCACGUCGACACCCUGCACGCAAUUCUGUUACGUCGUAUGGGAAAUGUCGGGGCCUUGAGCACAGAGUACUUCACCCAAGAAAUUAACUGGGGGCACUGUUCCGACGCAAACCUGCAAACCCUGUUUGGCCUCGUCCUGGCCGAACGACAAAAGAAUCUGAACGAGAGCGGACGGUAUUGUCAUUUUCCCGUGUGAGUAUAGUAAGCCUAGCGUUUGGGAAAUUGAAAAUUGACACGGAGGCGCCACAUUUUUUGAUUUUGUCUCAAUCGACUCUUUGCGAUUAUUCACUUUCGUACCGAAUAAAACCAGCGUAUUGAGACAAGUAUGCGAGACAUACGCCAUCUAUCACUUUCACUGUCUUCAUUUUCAGAUCCGGCGGGUACCCAGAGCAGGCGGCAAUCGAGCCGGACGAUGCCACUGGCAGCGAUGAAGACAUCGCUGCGCGGGUAGCUAGCUCGCUGCCGUUGCACCGGCUCCCGGUGGAAAUUCUGAUGCACAGCCUGACGCCAAUCUACGCGGUGCUCCAGAGUGCGGCCUCGGGGGAAGUGACCGUGAGCGCGUUCGAGCAGAAGUGCAUUCCUCUCUUUUUCCACCACUGCGGUGUGUACUUGAAAUUUUUUCAAGACGACAACCGAAGGCUCGAAAAUCUGCUGCACUCACUGUUCACCGCAUACCGCGAGGCGCUGUUCGGAAAGAUGAAUGAUCAAGGCACUGGUAAUUUCCAGCUGGCGCAGCAGCAAAAGGAUCCAGGAACCACUACAAGGCACACCGCAGGACCUCCAGCCGUGGUGGUUUCCGGCGAGCGAUGCGACCAACACCCGGUUGUUUCUGGGGCUAGUCUUGCGUCACCGGCGCCGGAGCGGAAAGAGACUGACGGCAACUCCGGUGCGGGUGCGGAGAGGUAUGAAAUACACUAAGUGCAGAGCAGGACAGGACGGUGGUUGAUGUUUCAUACCUGAAUACAUAGCUCGAACACACUUCCUUGUUGCAAGUACUUUUUUCCGUUUGAUGCAGUUUGUGCUUGGCCCGCUGCUGAGGAAGCGAAAAUUCUUCAAAUCAACAGCAGCGCUACCGGGACACUGGAGCUCCUCCCUCUUGCGCAAACCAGUAGUUGCGAAGUGCAGCAGACCAGCGAGGUGAACGUCUGCACCCUGCCGUUCACGAAGGAACAGACGGCGAGGAUUUUCACGCUGUUGGACGAGUGCAACCUGGAGAAGCAGCAGAUCCUGCCGUUGCUCGACAGUCUGGACCUCUGCUACCUCCCGCGGGCGCUGUACAACGUGGAGUGGGUGGACGCAAGUGUGUUGCUGGAGUGCAAGCUGGAGAACAGCGAGCGGAAACUGGAGACGAAACUGGGGCACCUCGAGCGAAAUUUGUUCAGCCUCUUCUUGAAGCAAGAAGCCGCCAUGCACCAAAUGUUCAGCAGUCUGGCGGCGCUCCGCCAGGAGCAGCAGCAACUGACGAGUACGGUGACAAGCAGUCUGCUGAGCAGUUUCGCGGAAUUCGGGCAAAAUUUUGCGAACGACACGAAGGCACUGAGAGACCCGAAAUUCCUCGAGAAAACCAUCAACAAAGUGCUGGAUGAGCGCGAGCUGGCGAAGAGACAGUUAGAAGGAAAUGCGGCAAGCUCGUCCGGAGCAUCGUCGGACGGACAAGGAGGAGGUCUCGCAGCGUCGAAAGCGUCCUCGUCUGCGUUGGAUGCCAUUGCUGCCAUGAAUGUGAUGCAGACCAAGGAAGAGGUGGCCCAAACCCGGGAGGAGGUGUUGGCGCUGAAAGAGGACUUGCGGGAAUUCAAAAGCUCUCAGAAGCAAACACUGGAGAUCACGCUGCCUCAAAUCUUGGAUUCGGUGUUACGAGAUAUGCAGCUACAAGCCAACAACGACCGAAGUGAAAGUAGGGAUCGGGCCGCGCGCAGCGGGCCCGCGGGAGUAGGUGUAUCUUCAAUGAAAUCUUUGCGUGGCCGCGACGGCUACGGUGGUACGGGUCAGAAUGCGACCAGCAGUGCCAGUCUCGGGGACAGGCUUUCGGACUUGGUCGCCCGCAACAGCACCGGCAGCAAUAACGGACGGGAGUCGGUUUCGAACGCGCACCUCGAGGCCAGUGGCUAUGACCCCUUUACUGGAGGUUCUGCGGGGGCAGAAGGACAAAUAUCGGGAGCAAAAACAACAGGCAGCGCCGAAAGGCCACUGUUGCUCACGUCGAGGAGGAGUGGCUCGCCGGAGCAGCAGCCCGCAAUAUUGAACGCGACGACCCGAAAUCCGUGGAUGGAGGCAAAUAGUACCGCGAUUGGCUACCGCGAAGAUCAGCAACAGAAUAUGAACUCCGGCACAGGUACCAGUACCGGCCAAAACAGUCAUCCUUUUGCUAACCCAUCUACAGUCUUUCCGGCAGCCGCAGCCAACAAAGCGGAGCAACCUGACACCACCCAAAAUGGUGCGUUCCUCCCGCCGUCGCGCAACACGUUCCAGUCAAAUCAUUCGUCCGAGGCAGGAAUGUUUGCUCCCUGGGGGUUCAGGUCCCCGCUCGGGUUUGAGUUGCCCCAGUUUCCAUCGGGAAAUGGGACCAGCAGUUUUGGAGCGGCUGCUGGUGGUGCUGCUACUUCUUCAUCUAGCCAACAAACCUACGGGGUGAAUCUUGAAUAUGCAGGAGCACUACCACCCGGGGCUGCGGUUCCUGCCUCGGUCGGCGGUUACCCCCCGUAUACAACAAGCUCUUCGACUGGGCAACAGAUGCAGCUGCAGGAAAUGACACAUGAUCUUCACAACAGGGCGCUACAGGCGACGAAUCUCCACCCUACCGGGCCUUCCAUAUCUUCGAACAGCGGUCUGGUUGAUACUAGUAAUGCCCAGAGUAGUCUAGCAGCUGGUAAAACAUCUUCAACAUCGCCGGGCGAGAGCAAUCUCCACAUGAUCGCCGCAAGAGGACCAUUCAAUAUUCAGCAGCAGCAAAUGCAGAUGGGCGGGUCAAGUUCCUCAACGAGUUCCCACUCUGGCGGGCCAGGUUUUCAGCAAGCCAGUGUGCCCUCCAAUGUCGCGGGGGGAAUCAUGGCGGCAGACGGGUCGACAUCUGUGUCGAUGUCUCCCGGGCCGCAGGGUCCUUUUUCAAGCGGGCAAAAUACUGAAAACCUUCAGCAUGCGGGAGUACCACAUCAACUACCGCCUGGCUCAUUGAAUAAUCCGCACCAGCAGCACCAUUCCUUUCUGCCGGCCCAGCAGGGGCAUCAAAUGUCGGUGACGGCCGGAGGCGGUCAUCAGCACCAGCAGAUGCAGCACCAGCAGAUGUUUGUUUCCGCCAAUAAUCCUCCUGUUGCGUCGACGUCAGGUCAACAUUUUCAGGGCUUUAUGGCUCCGCAGCAGCACGUCUAUAAUAACGCGAGUACCGCUGCUGUGCACGGAUCGGGGGCGCAACAACAGGGCUCCAACGUGAUGCCGCCGUUCUAUCAAGCCUCGUCGCAGCACCAGCAGGCUCAGCAACAUCGAACCCCUCAGGGCCCGACGGAAGAAGAUCGACUGGAUGCGCUGAAUCAACGAGUCGUCAGCGAGGGAAUGCUGCAGUACAGCCGAAUGCCCGCCGCGCAUCACCUGGCAAGUGGGAGCAGCGGUCUGGCGACCGAUCCCACGUUGCUGACGCGAGACGGACACGACCCGCCAGGAGCCGGAGACGCGACUGGCACGUCCAGCGAGCUGCUGGAACGGCCGCAGCAAGGAGCGCCGGAGACCUCCGCGAGAGGAAUUCUGAAGAACACCGGUGAAGCAAAUUAUGGUCAGGGCAGUGGGAUGUUGAUGAAUCAACACACGAAUCAUGCAGGUGUUAUUGCAAACAGUUGUACUUCUUCAUCCGAGGAGCAGGCCGAGGAGACUGCUAUGCAGUACGCGGAAUCCCUGUUCGGUAAAUCGGCGGCGGGCCCGGGCCAUAAAGGCCCGCCGAUCUUCUGGGGUCGGGUCAGUACCGCGAUUGCGGAUGACAUCAAGCAGUUUCUGCCCAAAGUAACCGGUGUGAAGCCGAAAAUUCUAAUCCGGAAAGGACCCGCGCCGGGCGGUGCAGGCGGCACGGGUGGGGAAAAGUGAGAUCAGAUCUUUCUUUUUGGGGCUUUUACUUACAAAUCAGAGUUGACAUUCAAAGUUUUUCAAGGGGUCUUGAGCAAAUUUUUAGGAGGAUGAUCCGGAUGUCAGAGAGACGCUUGCCGGCAAUACUGGGGCCUUGUUUCCGGCCGGUAUGAAGGUCUUGCGAAACAUAGCGAUAUUUUUUCUAACCAAAGCUUAAGCUGUGGCAGCAACCAUAGAAGAGAUGCAUUUUGCACCUGCAGUUUAUUCGGCGGAUUUGCGAAUUGUUGUGCUGGAAAAGCUACUGAAGCAUACUACUUAGAAAGAAACCCAAAUGUGAUCGCGGAUUUCACGCCGGCGAAGAAGUUCUAUGAAGCCUGUGAUGUUGCCGUGUCGAGAAUAAAGAGAGCGACGCAUAGAAGCACCUACGUCUGUCGGUGUUGAAACGUCUGCACUUUAAAUUUUUGGAGGUUUUGCAUUUCCCUUUGCGCUGGCGCUCCCGCUCGGUGAAAUGAGCAUGAUGCGCAGACCCACCUUCUUAGAGUGUCUCCCGGUGUUGUUCCUGUGUCCUUGUUCCUCACAGUACUAGUACAGGCACACUCAGCACAAGAAUGCCCCUAGAUCUCUCGGAUCAAAAGCGC
Amoebophrya sp. A120 is the source of this 6432-nucleotide messenger RNA. Lineage: Eukaryota; Dinophyceae; Syndiniales; Amoebophryaceae. The record is from the annotation of a GenBank genome assembly.